CGGGCGGCGCGCUGGGCCGGGCAGUUGCGGAGCAUGGCGCGGGCGGCCCCCGGGCGGGCCUGGCCGUGGCUGUGGUCGACGACGGCUAAUCUUCCAGUUGCACGAAGCCAGAUUCACAUUUUGCUGUUUCUUAUACUGAAGAUUUUGUAUUCUGGAGCUGAAGAUGGAGCUGUUAAAUCCAUGCUGUUUGAAUGCAUAUGUGAGGGGAAUUCCUGUGAUCAUCAAAAACGUUGCUUUGGUCAGCAGUGUUUUGCCUCUGUGAUCCUGAAUGGUGAGGCGUAUGUUUUCCAGAAAGGAUGUUUUGGUGUGCUGGAACAUGGAGAAAUGACAUGCAAGACGGCACCUUCAAUAAAUCAGGUAGUGGAAUGCUGUUACGGAAAUCUCUGCAACUGGAACAUAAGUGCAAAGCCACUACUUCCCCAAGUGGCUGAAGCAAUACAAUACAACACCGAAUUAUUUGUUAUUUUUGUGAUAAGUCCUAUAAUGGUGGUAUUAAUUCUCACAUUUGUGGCUAUUGUGGCAUGUCGCAAGAUUAGCCAAAAUCGGAUGCAUCGGUUACUUGCACAUGAUGCUGAACAUGGUAUGAUUGAUGGCCUGAUUACUUCAAACAUCGGAGACAGCACGCUGGCGGAUUUGCUUGAUCAUUCUUGUACCUCAGGAAGUGGCUCAGGAUUACCAUUUUUAGUGCAAAGAACAGUGGCUCGUCAAAUAACGCUAGUAGAAUGUGUAGGAAAAGGCCGGUAUGGAGAAGUCUGGCGAGGUCAAUGGCAAGGAGAGAAUGUAGCUGUCAAAAUAUUUUCAUCAAGGGAUGAGAAAUCAUGGUUUAGAGAGACUGAAAUAUACAAUACCAUACUACUUCGCCACGAGAACAUACUAGGAUUCAUUGCUUCUGACAUGACAUCGAGAAACUCCAGUACACAGCUUUGGCUAAUUACUCACUACCAUGAAAAUGGAUCACUGUAUGAUUACCUGCAGCGAAAUACAGUGGAUGCUGAUGGUUGUCUAAAUGUUGUAUUGUCGAUUGCUAGUGGUCUUGUACAUCUACAUACUGAAAUAUUUGGAACAGAGGGUAAACCUGCAAUAGCACACAGAGAUUUAAAAAGCAAAAAUAUUUUAGUUAAAAAGAAUUUGCACUGCUGCAUUGCCGAUCUUGGACUUGCAGUGAUGCAUUCCCAGAAAAACAACCAGCUGGAUGUUGGAAACAAUCCUAAAGUCGGCACAAAACGUUAUAUGGCUCCAGAAGUUCUUGAUGAAUCUAUUCAGGCUGACUGUUUUGAUGCAUAUAAACGUGUUGACAUUUGGGCCUUUGGAUUUGUGUUAUGGGAAAUAGCAAGACGAACAUUCAGUAACGGAAUUGUAGAAGAAUAUAAACCACCAUUUUAUGAUCUUGUUCCAAGUGAUCCUAGUUUUGAAGAUAUGAGGAAAGUAGUCUGUAUAGAGCAGCAAAGACCAAGUAUCCCCAACAGAUGGUUUUCAGAUCCAACUCUAACUGCUCUUGCAAAAUUAAUGAAGGAAUGUUGGUAUCAGAAUCCCUCAGCACGACUUACAGCUUUACGCAUCAAAAAGACUUUAGGAAAAAUCAACAAUUCACAAGAAAAAGUAAAAGAAGAUUACUAGUAGACUUGUUUUGUAUAUGAAUUUAUCAGACAACAGAUGACUGAAAUCUGCUGGACAGGAUGCAUAAAAAGAUUAUACAUCAUGAUGAUAGUACCCUUAUCCCAUGCAACAAUUAUGCACUGACUACUGAAGUUCAAAUGUACUUUAUAUCUCUGUUCUGGCAUUUUCACUGGAAGGUUUAAUACCGCUAAUGUUUUUAUAAGGAACACUAAUGUUAAUUAAUACAUUUAUUUAAUCUUUUGUGCAUAGUUUAGAUUUAACUUUUAUGAUUUAUCAUGCUGUUAUUCUAAAUCACAGUUCAUAAAGAGGGAAAGAAAAGUAGACAAAGUGGGAUUUUUAAUUGCCUGUGCAGUUUUUAAAAUGUAUGUUUGAGGUUCUAUUAGUUCAUUCAUUUGUGAAAGGAUACGUGUGAACCAAUACGAAAGCUCCAAACUCUACUAUAAUAUUCAAAUCCAGUGAUUUCAGUGGCUGAAAUAUAAACAGCGUUAAAGCUGGGAAAUCGCUUUUUAAAAUAUGGUGCUAAAAAUAGAUAUCAUUACUGUAUUCAGAUACUUUAAAAGGCCAAGUACCAGGAUAUGUGUCUUUUAGUAUGGGAUACGUGCUUUAUUUUCCUAAAAUGGAGUGGGUAUCAGGCUGAAGUACUUUCCCCCCAUGAUUGAUUUUAACCUUUUGGCCAACUGAUAGAAUGAGGGCAAAGGCCAAACUGACCUCCUCUGUUAAAAUUCAAUUGUGCUUGAAUUUCAGUUGAAAAACAAUCAGGUAGAUUAUUAUAUGUACAUAUAUGUAAAUGAGCAAGCAUUGAUUGCUCCCUUUAACUCAUAAAUGAAGGAAAUACCAUUUAAUUUAUUAAUUUCUUUUUACCAUUGGUAUGGGCCAAGCAAUUCUGAACAAAUUCACUUCAUUUUCUUUUUCAUGGCACUCAUAUCUGCUGAUUACUGUGGUAUUUCUGGCAUGAUAUUAUUUGCAUUUUUAUCAUAUUUUUUUAAUAUUCAAGCAGGGGUCCUAAAACUUUUAAACUCAAAGGAACCCCUCAGAAAAUGCCAGCUCUUGGUUUCAGUCAUUUCAGGCAAAAUAAUACAGCAAUUUUUCUGUUGUAAAGAACUUAGAAAGACCACAACAGGCCAGAAUGUUUUUACUGCUAUGGAUUCCAAUUUGAAAUUUCUGAAUUUAUCUUGUGAAUCACGUUUGGAGUUAUAAUAUUGUAUGGCACCUGUGGCAUGCUUGAAAAUAUCUCAAAGCACUCCCUGGGUGCUGCUUCCACCUGGUUGAAAAUCACCAUAUUAGAGCAACCUGAGAUCAGCUCUUAAAGGGACAUUGAGCUGUCUAUAUCCAAAUUAGGACUUAGGUGCCUGGCCGCUAGAGUUAAAUCCAUAUUCCAGAGAUGAGUGCCUAUGCUCCUUAUACAAUGCAUGGGGAAAAUUAGGUUCCUCACAGUGGGAUCCACAACAACCAGCAUGUGAACUUUGAGCUAGCCAAUAAGAAAUGCUGAAAUGAGACUUAAACCUUGCCUCUGGAGCUUAGGGACACCUAUACAUGUGAUGGAGCUCUGCUGCAAUGCAUGCUAAUUAGCAUGUGUCAGAGCAGGCUCGAUUAAUCAAAUCUGCUGCGAGUCUGCUGGAGCGUGCUAAUUAGUGUACUCCAGCAGCCCCCACAUCACGUGUGUUCACGUCCCCAUGUUUCAAAAUAGUAGCGGGGGUGCUUUAAAGCUCAUUGAACAACCUAUAGUUAAAGCACCCCUGCUGCCAUUUUGAAGCGUGGGAUGCUGAAUAUACGUGACGCUGUGGGCGCUUUGACUAGAGUGGCUUGCAGAGCCGCUCUAAUUAAAGUGCUUGCCUCCCCACUCCACCCCAGAGCAUAUGUAUAGAUGCCCUAGGUGCCUGACUCAGGGCUGUAGGUAGGUGCCUUCAUUGACUUAAGAUCCAGACCCCUGAAACCUCCCCCGAGGCUUGGUACCUACAUCCAUUUUUUAAAAGAACCGAGAUGGACAGAAUGUUUUCUUUUAAAACUUGGCUAGAUAGAAAAGGGGUGGUGCACACUUUCUGUCCCUCUCAACCUCCGAUGGCCAGCUGGAGCAGUCUUGGUUCACGAUUCGAGGUCUACGAUUCAAGACUCCCUUAAGCUUUAAUCUCUGUUUAUAUGUUACCUUUAUUUUUUCCAAGCAAACCUGCUCUUUUGGUUUGGUUUUCUUGAAAAAGAAAUCUUGACUAAAGAUCCUUCCCUUUCUGAAAUAGGCAUUUCACUUAUGGCAGGAUUGUCAGAAAUAUGGCCUACAGAGCCAUGUCAUCCAGCUGGAAAUUGGGUGGCGGGGUGAGCAGCAGCAACAGCAUUAAUUGCUGCAUGUCCUAGAGCCUUGUCAAUUAAUGCUGCCACCUCUCAUCCCAGGUUCAGCGUGGAGUCCUGUCGUCUCCCACAGCCAGAUGACAUGGACGAAAAGUGGCUGCCUCGGUUCCAGGAGCCACAACAAUUAAUGUUGUCUCUGCCAAAUUUCCAGCCCUGGGGGAGCCACUUAACUUUUAUUUCAGCUCAUCACUCUCCAGGUUAGAGCCAAAUGAUUUUCUUAGUUAGCAUUUGUAGAAUUUCUCAAAUGACUCUCAGAUAUCUGUCCUCCAAGGAACCUGUCCCACAGUGGAACUUGUGUUUGGUUGCCAUGUCUCUGAGGUCACCUUUUGAAUCCAUGGAAUUUGCUCCUUGCUGCAACUCUCCAUGAAAUGGUUUUUCUGGUGACAAUUUUCUCAACAAUUUCCUUCCCUGAGUCAGCAGGGCAAUAUGCCAGUAUUGUUCCUGAAACCCCACUCUUCUAGAACAGGGACAUUAUUAAACCUACUGUAUGUGAAAAGAGCUUUGUUCUUCUACCUGCAUUGGGCUAAGCCUUUCAGAAAGUUACUGUAGAUAUCUGAAGUUUUAUGUCUCCAUAGAGAGAUCCAGAGACACAGGAGUAUCAGCACAGAGACUGUCCAGUUGGAUGGCAGACUGUUUUGGGCUGUGCUAGGAGUUUGCUAAGGUGGAACUGACACCAGGGGUCAGGCAAAUUCCAUAGCCUCCCUGUACAAUGUCUUGUCUGUAACUGGAAUCUGUAGAGCAGCCACCUCAAGCCCCAUUCAUAUCUUCACCAAACACUGUGCAAUUUAGUAAGGUGGUCUUUGAAGUGCCACUCACUUAGAAAUUCUAAGACUUGUCUUAGGUGCCUGAGAGUCCCUUAGAGUGAGGAUAUGCAUAUGGACAGUCAUACAAAGAAGUUACCAAGUUGUUUGAGAUACAUUGCCCAUAUACAUGUCUGAAACUCGCACCCCUCCUCCUUAUUGGAGUAGCAUGGAACUCAGGACUCUGCUGUUGAAAGGAAACUAAGGAACAGAAUGUGUGCACUGCCUGCAGCACAGAGCACAAGGAAAAGCAGGGCUAUAAUAUAGCAUGCUGCAUGGGUACUGCUAAGACAAGAAGUCUCUUGAGUUUUGAGUGCUGUGACACAAUGCAUACCCAUGGUAAGGAUGUACAUAUGAAGAGCACAUCUUGAAGAACUCCAGUUACUGGUAAGUGACUUCUUGUCUUUUUGCACAGUGGCACAACUCCAGUAGUAGUGGAAAGUGCCCCCAGCCCAUAACAUACUGAUUGUGGCAUUCUCAUAGUUCAGCAGUUCUCAGCCUUUUUAGAUUUGUGGUACCCUUUGAUCAAUUUAAGGCUCCCCUUAUUAGACUUAGGACACCUCUCAAUAGACUAAAGACCCUCCUCAGAAAUACCAGCUGUUAGUUUCCACUUAUUUUUUUACUACAAAAAGAUAAAAGAGAUUAUUCUGUUGCAAAGAACUCAGAAAGACCACAGCAGGUCAGAAUGUUUUAGACCCUAUAUAAAUUCCUCUUUGAAAUCUCUGGGUUUAUCUUGUGAAUUGUGUGCACACCUAGCAAUGCUAGCAUUGAGUAUCACCCUAUGGUACUCUAGAAGGGAUCUCAAGGCACUCCAGGGUGCCACCCUGGCCCUAGGCAGUGGGACUUGUGGGUUUGAAUCGUCUUGGGCUGAGGUGGAGAUUAAACCUGGGUCUCCCACUUCGUAGGAAAGUGGUCUAUUUGCAUUUCCACCAGCAGUUAUGUCAAAGACAGACACUAAUGCUUCUGGAGUGAAAGCAUCCAUCAGGAGUUGCUGUGGUUUCUGUUGACACGCAAUAUUGUCAGAUUGUUUAAAGCAUGCUCUGCUGCAUUGGGUCCCUUGGAGGAACUGGGGUGCAGGGUCAUCUGUUCUGUGGGUUAAAUGUGAUCCAAGCCUAAAUGGGCUUUGACAUGAGAUAAGAGUCAAGAUGUGUGUCCCUUCUGCACACCAGACAUCUAAGAAACUGGACUUCAUUGAUGUAAACUUGGGCACCUAAAAUUUCACUGGUGCUUGUGAAGUUAGGUGUGAAAUGGUGAACUGUGCUUUUGCACCUAGGUAUGUACCUAUUUGCACCUACUUAUUCAAUGUAGGUCAUACUUUUAGGGAUCUGGACCUUGGCUGAUCAGACCAAGGCAGCUCUGGACAUGGGCAAUAGCAGAACUCCAGACACUUAUGGAACGUAAAAUUAAAUAGGAAGGCAUAUGUAGAAAUUAUGUGCCUCCAGACAUAAGCAGUCACUGAGCAGAAAAGAGGGAGAGAAGUUGGAUUACAGUUCUGGAUACAGGUGCCUAAAAUCCACCUACACCCUUAUUUGGAUUUAUCCCACUGUCAAAUACCUUCCACUUCACCUGGCUUUUUUACUGGCUAGUUCAGGUUUAUUGCUUAAGUAGAAUAAAACACAAGCAUCUUAAAUAAGGAAAAUGACUUUCAGUUAUAAUUUUUUUUUCAGGGUUAAUAAUCCGAAGUGAUAACUUGGCUAAUUUUUUUCUGUUUGGUUUAUUUAAACAGAGAUAUUCUAAAAAAACACCUAGCUAGGAAGAAGGGGAACCUUUCAAGGGUCAAAUGUAUUUAACAGUAUUAUGCAUACUGCUAAUUGUUAUUUUUUUUAAAUAAUAAACAGUAACCUUCUGUAGAUUUGUAUUCCUUAUGACCAUAUAGCAGACAAACUUGUAUUAGAUCCUUGUGAACAUGCACUUUGAUGAGCCACAAAGCCUGUAAUUCUCUCUGUCAUGCAUACAUUCAUUUGUAGCUUCUCCCCUCUUACAAAAAUGUAAGAGCUCUCUAAUAAUUUUGUUUACUGAUAAGGCUCAACUGCAUUUAAUAUAGCACACAUAUAUAUUUCCUUCAUACAUUUCAUAUACAUAGACUAAAUUACAUUAUUCUGAAUAAAUAGAGAAAGUGCAUUUUGAGGAUCUUUAUUCUUCUAUUUUUUUUCCUCUUGAUUAUUUACCGAGUCGCAAAAUUUGAAAGAGCAUUUCAAGUCCUCAGUAUGGUUUUACUCUAAAUCUUUUUCAUGUAAAUUGGAAGAUAUGGAUGGGAUAGGCACUCAUCUGUAAUUCAAAUAUAUUUUAAAAAAACAACUAGGAAUAAACAUAUGGCACUAUACUGUGUUCUAAAAUCUCAAAGCAGUAAGCAAACAAUGCAGUUGUCUCACUAACAAGAAAACUGUGGGCUUGAUGGCUUUGGUUUUGUUAAUAAAAAAAACUUCCAGUUCAUUGACUUUAUGGAUAAUCAGCUCUCUAGUGUAUUAACAAAAUUCUCUUGAUGUUUCCUCAUGGACUUGUAUAUCAUUUUUUAAAUUCCACAGUCUCUUUUGAUGUCUUGUCUGCAUGCAUAUCUGGAAUUUUUCAGUUUCUCAAUCUUUUAUGAAAGAGAGAACAUAUUGGCUCUUUUCCUCAUUCCCCAUUCCUCAUUGUAGAGUGGUAUAUUUUUUUCUUGCAAACUAAGUAAUUGAGUUCAAAUUCUGUAAGAUUUGAUUGCAGCGCUUUAGAUUGGAAGCCAUUUAUUCUGUGGAAGGACAACAUAAGCGGUGAAGCAGAGCUAUAUUUUUGGACAGUAUUUUUAGCUGUAUUGUUUCUGACUCCUUUGCACACAAGACCUAAUUCAAAUCUUCUUACUCCCUAUUCAUUGACCACUAAAGCAUCUUGCUAACACUUUCGUUACUUCCAUUGGUGUUUUGCAUUUACUGAUUUAUUUUAAGCAUUCUGGAUAAACUGUCCCUCUAAGUUUUUAUUCUGAAUGCCUCAAUAUUUUUCUGAGCCACUUAGUUAAGUAGAGGCUCACUGAUUAUUUGCUACUAAGUUUACUAAUUUGCUACAAAAGGGGAAAUAUAAUUUGCCACCUCACUAGAAAUCAAGUAUGUCAAUGGAACAUUAACUUUUCAUGUAAAUAAAAUUAUUUGAAUGCUAAAACUAGCAAAAUCUUGGUAAUAUAUUUAUUUCAGAUGUAAUGUUUAGUCAUUUUUACUUUCAGUUGACAUCUCUCUUGGCUUUGGUUGUACAUUACAAUACUUAAUAUGCAGUUUUAGCUGUUGAUGUCCCUGCUCUCUCUGCCUGUAAUAGAAGUGGCUUCAGCCUGUAAAUCUCACAUUUGUGCUUCUGAAUUUUAUCUUAGCAUGGAUAGUGUAAGGGAACGUGCUUCCCCUCUUUUUUUUUUAAUAAAGUGAUUUUAAAAUAA
Alligator mississippiensis (American alligator) is the source of this 8151-nucleotide messenger RNA. Its product is annotated as activin receptor type-1. The record is from RefSeq and is a predicted model, not a curated record. Gene Ontology annotation, molecular function: ATP binding; SMAD binding; transforming growth factor beta receptor activity, type I. Gene Ontology annotation, cellular component: plasma membrane; BMP receptor complex. Gene Ontology annotation, biological process: heart development; cellular response to growth factor stimulus; protein phosphorylation. The transcript is spliced from 10 exons. NCBI's taxonomy places the organism in Eukaryota, Metazoa, Chordata, Crocodylia, Alligatoridae. The coding region runs from base 34 to 1617 and encodes 527 amino acids.